Molecule: messenger RNA, 1652 nt
Organism: Arachis ipaensis
Lineage: Eukaryota; Viridiplantae; Streptophyta; Magnoliopsida; Fabales; Fabaceae
Product: S-adenosyl-L-methionine-dependent methyltransferases superfamily protein
Biological process (GO): rRNA processing
Cellular component (GO): cytosol; cytoplasm
Molecular function (GO): rRNA (guanine-N7-)-methyltransferase activity
Source: RefSeq, a predicted model, not a curated record
AAUAUAUAUAUAUAUUGUUUUAAACAAAUACAAAUUACAAUAAUGCUUAUAAAUAUAUUUAACAAUUUUAUCAUGAUUAAAAAUGCUACUGUUGAAAGAAAUUCCUUUGAGUGAAGCGCGGGGAAAGUAAAAGCGCGCACUGGGAGAUGUUGCUUAGUAACAGUCGCUGCAUGCUUCUCAACUUGUACACUUUUUCUCCUGCGACUUUCUUCAAACACCUUACGCCCAACAACAAACCCACCACUCGCUGCCACCGCAAAACCACCGUCAAAUCCCUCGCCACUCUUUCCCACUUCCGAUCCCUAUCCUCCCGCCAGAGACACCAGAUCCAUCUCUACGUUCACGCUAUUCUCCAAUGGAACAAGCGCAUGAAUCUCACCGCAGUCAAAGACGCCGAUGAAGUCAUGGAGAGGCACGUCGAGGACUCGCUCGCGAUCCUCCCUCCUCUUAGGGAUUGCUACCGCACGCGCUGCGGCGGCGCGCCGCCACAUGAGAAGCUUAGCCUCGUGGACGUUGGAACAGGUGCUGGUCUUCCCGGAGUUGUUUUGGCCAUAGCUUGUCCAGAAUGGGAAGUUACACUGAUGGAGUCCAUGAACAAGAGAUGCGUAUUCUUGGAGCAUGUUGUUGGAAUCAUCGGUUCAUCAAAUAUCCAGAUAGUAAGAGGAAGAGCAGAGAGUUUGGGGCAGAAUCAUUGCUUCAGAGAGAAAUUCGACAUAGCAGUGGCUAGGGCAGUUGCAGAAAUGAGAGUGUUAGCUGAGUAUUGUCUUCCACUGGUUCGUGUUGGCGGAUUGUUUAUUGCUGCCAAGGGUCAUGACCCUGAGGAUGAAGUUAAGAAAGCUGAAAGUGCCAUCCAGAAGAUGGGUGCUUCUCUAUUGCAAGUGUGCUCAGUUUUAUUCUUGGUUGGAAUCUGUGCUUGUUAUUCGCGGGUACUUUUCUCUUUGUUUUUUUGGGGCAUGUGCAACACUCCAUGCGCAGUGAUGUGGAAAAAUGUGGAAAAACAGUAGGUACUAGGGAGUUUAAAGUCUAUGCCAGUCAGUGACUGGGUUGUUAAAAUAGUGAUGCUCCAAUGACUUGUGGAGGCUCUCAGUAAACUGUAAAACUUGGGCAUGAAUGUAACAUCCAUGGUGCAUUUGUGUAGUGAUAGCAUCGAACUUUUAGAUUUGUAUUGAACUGAUCACUGAUGCUGAAAGACAGAAGAGUUAAUCUAAUUAUGACAGGAAGAAUGGAGAAAUAACUUUUUUGCUUAGUUAAUAUAAGUUUGCUAUUCAAUUUCGGUACAAGUUCAAAAUUUCGAUAUAUCUUUAAGGAAAGUUACUCAUCAUCCUUAGCCUUACACUAAUUUAACAAAUUCUUACUUGCUAACUAAAACUUAUAUGCACAAUUCAUAUGCUGCACCCUUAAUUUUCACAAAUUAUUGAUUUUCUUAGAGCAUCAGCCAUUGUUCCCUCCCGGCCCAACGCUUCUUAUAGAGUCCUAUGCUGCAUAUUAAAAAGACUUACCUAUCUGGUUGACUCUUGAUCAUAUAUGGAUGCCUAGUGGUUAUCCCUGAGAUUUUCUGAAACAGAAUCUUUGCUAUUUAUUUCUAUGAUAGUUUUGUCAAUGGAUAAACGGACUAGCUUGUUGUGGAAGUAACUUUACAUUAAUUUUGUCAU